This is a messenger RNA of Leucoraja erinaceus (little skate), 1047 nucleotides long. RefSeq names its product probable G-protein coupled receptor 139. The coding region runs from base 1 to 1047 and encodes 348 amino acids. The transcript is spliced from 3 exons. Gene Ontology annotation, biological process: G protein-coupled receptor signaling pathway. Gene Ontology annotation, molecular function: G protein-coupled receptor activity. The record is from RefSeq and is a predicted model, not a curated record. Gene Ontology annotation, cellular component: membrane. NCBI's taxonomy places the organism in Eukaryota, Metazoa, Chordata, Chondrichthyes, Rajiformes, Rajidae.
AUGCACGGCAGAAUAAGUGGUCCCGUUUAUGCCAUUUACUACCCGCUUCUUGCAGCUAUUGGAGUUCCGGCCGCUCAUGUUAUCCGGUGUCUUUCCGGAGUUCACCUUCCUGAGAUCCCCGUUAUUCGGCGAAGUUCGGAAAUUAAUUUGGUGGCGAUUGUAAUCCUGUCCCGGGGAAAGUGCGGUCUCUCCAGAUGCAUCAGUCGGUACCUGGUGUCCAUGGCGGUGACGGAUCUACUGGUCGUUAUCACCGCUGUCAUCUUCAACCGGAUUAUUGGCAUUUAUUUCCCAUUUAGUUUUAUGUCCUUAACCCCAGCUUGUACUCUCAGCACUGUUGCAAUUUAUGCAGCCACCGAGAGUUCUGUCUGGCUGACGGUCGCUUUCACCUUUGAUCGGUUCGUUGCCAUUUGUUGCCCGAAGCUGAACAGCAUAUACUGCACCGAGAGAACGGCGGCGAUUGUCAUUGGGACAAUCUGUGUGUUGAGCUGCCUCAAAAGCGUCCCCUGGUACUUUAUUUACGAACCCCAGUACAUAGUUGACAAUAAACCCUGGUUUUGUAGCGUAAAACCCAGUUACAACACCAUAGGAUGGACUGUGUAUGAUUGGUUUGCGCGCAUUUUAAACCCUGGGCUCCCGUUCGUCCUGAUACUACUAUUGAACGCGCUGACGGUCAGACACAUCCUAGUCGCCAGCAGAGCGCGCGCGAGACUCAUGUCCCAGAAUCAGGGAGAUAAGCAGAGCGACGCAGAGAUGGAAAGCCGGAGGAAGUCCAUCAUUUUACUCUUCGCCAUCUCGGGCAGCUUCAUCCUGUUGUGGAUGACGUACGUGGUUGAUUUCCUCUACGUUCAGUUUUCAAAGGAACCCUAUUUCAGUGGUUCCAACUUCAACGACCCAAGGUUCAUUCGCCAGGAAAGUGGAAACAUGCUGCAGCUGUUGAGUUCAUGCACCAACACCUGCAUUUAUGUAGUGACCCAGCGUAAAUUCCGGGAGGAGAUAAAGAAUGCGGUGCUAUUUCUUUGCCAUGCAUUUGCUUCGUUAAAAAGAUAG